CUCGUCGUCGCAUGGCCGAUUGAGACUGUCGCAGCAGGUUGGUCCAAAACUCGAUGCGAAUCGCGAUUGCCAUCGUUGCCAUCGCGUGUGCCAGCGUCGCAGGGCGCUUCGUCGAUCCAGAGAAGUGCACGGCCAUUCUCGUUGGUGCGAAGGCAUCUGCGACCGGCUCGCCCAUGACGACGCAAACGAACGACUGCGCGGACUGUGACUUUCGUCUGGUCAAAGUGCCCGCGAAGGACCACGUGCCAGGUUCAGUGCGACCUGUCAUCUUGGUCGGUCAACCGUAUCCUCGCUACGUUGGCGAAGACCGCGGACCGACGUACUCAAAGGCGAAUCUGGACAAGUCGCUGUUCAAUUGGACUGACACGAAAGCGAUUGGGUCGAUUCCGCAGGUGAACCAUACGUACGGCUACGUCGAAGGCGUGUACGGCAUCAUGAAUGAGCAUCAACUUGGAAUCGGCGAGUCGACUUGCGGCGCCAAACUAUGGACCAAACCCGUGAGUCAUGGCGGGAAAGCACUAUUGGACAUCACGGAGCUCGGUCGGAUUGCGUUGGAGCGCACCAAGACUGCGAAAGAAGCGAUCCUACUCAUGGGACGCCUCGCCGAGCAGUAUGGGUACUACGGCGCAUCGUGGGACUCGGCUGACGGCGCCAUGGACGAGGCGGGCGAAGCUCUGACCGUGGCGGACCCGAAAGAAGGGUGGAUGUUCCACAUUUUGCCCGACGAUUCGGGAACGUCGGCAGUGUGGGUCGCGCAGCGUGUACCAGACAACCACAUCACGGCCAUCGCGAACCAGUUUGUGAUCCGCCACAUCAACUUGACCGACUCGGACAACUUUUUGGGCAGCUCCAACAUCUUUGACGUCGCAAUACGCAACGCGUUUUGGGACAGCACCACGCCGUUUGACUUUACAGCGGCAUACGCUCUUAGAGAAUCCAACCCGUACACCAUGACACGGCGUGUGUGGCGCAUCCUUUCGCUCGCCAACUCGACGAUCGAUCUCAGUCCCUUCACGGAUGCAAUUGCCACCAACUACCCGUUUUCAGUCCAAACGGACCGACCGGUGACCCCCGCCGACUUAAUGCGAUUCCAGCGAGAUCACUACGAAGGCACGCCCUUUGACUUGACGCAAGGGCUAGCUGCUGGCCCAUACGGCGAUCCCAACCGCUUCAGCCCUGGCCACGUCGUUCCGGGCGGAUCGUUUGAGCGCUCGAUUUCGAUCUACAAGGCCACGUACUCUUACGUGACGACUGCUCAUCCCACCAACGAGAACCAGGCCGUCGUGUGGUUUGGGCCGUACGCGCCGUCGGACACAGCAUACUUUCCGAUUUACCCGAAAGUGAGUGCCGUGCCGGACGUCGCGUCGCGCGGGUCGCUGCAUGCGUUUGAUAUGUCGGCAGCAUUUUGGCUGAACGCGCUGAUCGGGAACUACGCGUCGCGAUAUUACAAGUUCACACAGCCCGUCGUGCGCGCGGAGCAGCUCCGCAUUGAAGCUAAAGCACUCGAGGCCCAACCCGCCAUCCACGACAAGGCUCUGUCGAUUUUCCAAAGCCAAGGAGACGAAGCCCUCGAGACGUACCUCACCAACGUGUGCACGUCGUUUGCCGCGGACGCCCAUUCGAGUUUUACCGCGCUCUUUUCAUCCCUCGUCACGCAAUUCCAUGACGGGUACAUCAUGUCCAACUUGACCGGCCAAGAGAUCGGUGUCACGGCCAUGGGUUACCCUCCAUGGUGGCUUGAUGCCGUCGGAUACUACAACGCGACUCGGGGGCCGCCGACAAUGAACAGCGGCAGCGCAUUCCUCGCUGUCCUGGGGUAUGUCGUGCUCGUGUUUUUGGCUCUCGCCGUUGGAUUCGUCGUCGGCCAACGAGCCGCUCGAUCCAAAGGAUAUGCAUACAUCAAGUAGUUGGAUGCCCCGUGACGUGAAUGCCAGCCAUCUUGAUGUGGCUUCUCGAUGUCAUCUCGGCAACUACCCAGCAUGCAUCUCUCCGUAAAUCGACAAAGAACGUGGAGGGCCAGCGCUUGCCUUCACCCAUAAAAAUGGCCUACGGGGGAUGAUGGUGGCCCUCUACAUGAAGCGAGCCGACGGCUCUGCCUGAGGCCAUAGACCCCUUGCAUGUAACUAUGACGACAGCGCCGCCGCCUCUCCGUGGCAUCAAGUUAAAAGGACUCGGUGUACGGGUCCAUAUUAUUGAAUGAAUGCAUAUCCGCGC
This is a messenger RNA of Aphanomyces invadans, 2214 nucleotides long. RefSeq lists its product as hypothetical. Gene Ontology annotation, biological process: proteolysis. The coding region runs from base 54 to 1907 and encodes 617 amino acids. Gene Ontology annotation, molecular function: dipeptidase activity; cysteine-type exopeptidase activity. The transcript is spliced from 7 exons. The record is from RefSeq and is a predicted model, not a curated record. Lineage: Eukaryota; Oomycota; Saprolegniomycetes; Saprolegniales; Verrucalvaceae.